CUCUACACCGAGUCGACAUUACACAGAGUCGACACUACAGUCUAGUGCACUUCGCGCCCUGUGUGAGGAGAUUUGAGACCGAGCCGGAGCUCUGACAGAGAGGAGUGAGGGGGUUUGAGUGUAAUGGCGCUGUUGGGCUCCCGCACCCUGAGUAAGGACGAUGGCCGUUACCGCACACAUUUCCGUAUGAUUAACGAGCAGCAGGUGGAGGACAUCACCAUAGAUUUCUUCUACAAACCGCACACUAUAACCCUGCUGACCUGCACCGUGCUCAGCCUCAUGUACUUCGCCUUUACCAGAGACGACGGGAAUCAAGACAGCAAUGUACGUGUUGGACUUAUUGUGAUUGUCUCAUUUUUCUCAGUCAUUAGCGUCCUUGCCUUCCCAAACGGACCAUUUACAAGGCCACACCCCGCGAUAUGGCGAAUAGUCUUCGGUUUAAGCGUGCUCUACUUCCUGUUCCUGGUCUUCAUUAUCUUCCUGAACUGGGAGCAGGUGAAGGGGCUCAUGUACUGGCUGGACCCAAACCUCCGCUACGCCAAGCGGGAGGCUGACAUCAUGGAGUAUGCUGUGAACUGUCAUGUGAUCACAUGGGAGCGAAUCCUGAGUCAUUUUGACAUCUUCGCGUUUAGCCAUUUCUGGGGUUGGGGCAUGAAGGCCUUGCUGAUCCGCAGCUACGGUCUCUGCUGGACCAUCAGCAUCACGUGGGAGCUGACUGAGCUCUUCUUCAUGCACCUCCUGCCCAACUUUGCAGAGUGCUGGUGGGAUCAGGUGAUCCUGGACAUCCUCCUCUGUAACGGCGGAGGGAUCUGGCUCGGCAUGACCGUGUGUCGCUUCCUGGAGAUGCGCACGUACCACUGGGCCAGCAUCAAGCACAUCCACACCACCACAGGGAAGAUCAAGCGCGCUGUACUGCAGUUCACUCCGGCCAGUUGGACCUACGUGCGCUGGUUCGACCCCAAAUCCUCCUUCCAGAGAGUAGCUGGAGUUUACCUGUUUAUGAUCAUCUGGCAGUUGACGGAGCUGAACACCUUCUUCCUGAAGCACAUCUUUGUUUUCCCAGCAUGCCACGCCCUGAGCUGGGGUCGCAUCCUCUUCAUCGGCAUCAUCACCGCGCCCACUGUGAGGCAGUAUUAUGCUUAUCUCACAGAUACACAGUGUAAAAGAGUCGGGACGCAGUGCUGGGUGUUUGGAGCCAUCGCUUUCCUCGAGGCUUUAGCGUGUGUUAAAUUUGGACAGGACUUGUUCUCCAAGACGCAGAUCCUCUACGUCGUUCUGUGGCUCCUGUGUGUGGCCUUCAUCACGUUCCUGUGCCUGUACGUGAUGGUGUGGUACGCUGAGACUUACGGGCCCAGAGAGAAGAGUUUGUCAGAGUGUGAGGACAGCAUUUACACUGAGACCGGAGACAAUGUGUCUGUCAAAGAGUCGGACUCUGUGACACGUCCCACCACCAGGAGGAGAGGGAAAGGUUCUGGAAACAACAAACCUGUCAACGGAGUGGAGAAAUAGACUCCGCAAAUUCAAUCCUGAAGGAACCGAGGAAGGAGAGAAAGUCAAAGUUUUGUACAAACAGCGCUGUAAACGUUGGAGGGAAAAUCGGGACCAGACGGCUUUGUCUUUGCUCCAGGAUUUGGUCAGUGUUGAGCCACCAGGUGGCGCUACCGGUGUAACGAGGUGAAAAACAACACUGAGGUUCAUGUUGACUGAAAAACUCUUAGAUAUUUUUUCCCAUUUCAGUAUUGUGUCUGUGUAUCUCGUGUCAGCGAUGCCAACUGGUGUGUGCCGAUAUAUUCACGUUACCACACAAUCACCAUCAAUAACAAAUUAAUCACAGUUUAUGACAGUCACGACAUACAGGGCUCUUUCACCACAAACGUUUCCUUUAAUACACAUUAAAACAUAAUUAACUCUAAAACUAAUCUGAUUAUUAUAAUUAAUAUUCACAUCCUACAUUCCAGGAAAAUGGGAAUAUGGGAAUGUCCAGCCUCAUAACAUUCCAUGUAGGUAAAGAUUGGCAUUAAUUUAUAGAUGACAGGAAGUUGCAGUGUGUCCUGAAUCAUUUCUGUUACUGAGUUACUGAGCUUGCAGCUACUUGUGUACGUUCGUCACUGAUGCGUUACUGUAAAAAUACGUCGGCAUCAGAUUGGUUCAGUACAACAAUUCCGUCCUCACACACCUGACACACACAUUGUGGAUCGUAUCAUAAGACUGAUUAUCGGCACACACCUAGAGAAGAGCACUGACUGAUCAGGCCAUUUCAGUCCUACUUUAAUUUCGAUGAGGAUGAGGAUGAUGAGGAUCGCUGCUAACUCGUAUCUGUUACCUCCUAACCAUCGACAAGAGUAUCCACUUUUCUGUUCAUUCUUGAAACCUCUAACAUGCAGAUGUGCCUGUGUGUGUGUGUGUGUGUGUGUGUGUGUGUGUGUGAGAUAUCUGAUGUUUAGCCUAAUAAUCAGGUGUUAAUGAUGUGUUGAGUUUCAGAGUGUUUUAGAUUAGGUUAUUUGAUGUUAUUUUCCCACCCGACGUCCCCGACGACAAUCCCGCUGUGGUCCGAGUCUGUCAUGAGUUUACACACAACACCAAACACACACCGUUACACAAUAAUAUACUGUAAAUUAACACACCAUACACUGACAUCAUGAACACUUUAAAUCAUCGCGGCUACCCUGCGUGUUCGUUCAGACCAUUCUAUUAACAACAAAAAGUAAUUUCUAUUUAUAAUAUUUCAGAAUAUAUUUGUGUGUGUAUAUAUUUCACACACACACACACACACACACACUUGUAUUUUGUUCAAUGUUGUUUACACAGUUAGGAAUGUGCUGAUGUUAAAACUCCGUAUCAUUAUGGGAUUCGUUUAGACCAGUUCAUGAUAUUAUUAGUACACACUGCCUUAGUAGAGUUUAAUAAUACACGUGAUCUUGCCUUCAGAUUUUGCCAAUUUAAAAUAAUAUUACUGUAUUUUUUAACCGGAUUAUCAGAGAACACACAAACGGAUGGAUUGAUUUCCAUCUAGUGAAUCGUAUUCGAUUCGGUUUGCCAGUAAGAGUCGACUCCUUCGACAAACGCCAAACAACUCCUUGUCCUUUAAUUUCUAAGCCAGUUGAAGUUUAUGAUAUUUACUAUACUGUUGAUUGUUCUUUUGUGGAACUAUGACUGAAAUAAUUUUGUGCAAUCUUAUCUGCCUUCUAAUUAUAACGAAAUAGCGAUACUCUAUAAAGAGUUUUUUUGUUUGUUUGUUUUUUUUUGGCUCGUUAACCACGAUUUCAGAUCAAAAUGCACUUUUCUACACGUUUAUCCUCCAUCCUUCAGCGUCGUCGCCGGGCCUCUCGGGCACGAUCCCACUUUGACGGAGCGGAAAUGGUGAAUAAAGAAAGUUCUACACACUUUGUGCACGAGCUCCUGCACACUUCUAUAUUCCUAAUAACUUCCUAAUAACUUUUCAGUGUUUCUACCGGAUUUCCACAGCUGUGUGUGACGAUGUAGAUCUGUAUGUGAUUAUUUAUAGAGUCACUGCGUUUCUCAUUAAAACAACUUCAACCUGU
This is a messenger RNA of Tachysurus vachellii, 3542 nucleotides long. RefSeq names its product phosphatidylserine synthase 1a (gene ptdss1a). The transcript has 13 exons. Gene Ontology annotation, molecular function: L-serine-phosphatidylethanolamine phosphatidyltransferase activity. The record is from RefSeq and is a predicted model, not a curated record. The coding region runs from base 124 to 1509 and encodes 461 amino acids. Gene Ontology annotation, biological process: phosphatidylserine biosynthetic process. Lineage: Eukaryota; Metazoa; Chordata; Actinopteri; Siluriformes; Bagridae.